CUUCCUCCCGCCGCGGGCGCCGGCCCAGCCGGAGGAAGCGCGGCACGAUGAGCGCGGGCGACGCCGUGUGCACGGGCUGGCUCGUCAAGUCGCCCCCCGAGAGGAAGCUGCAGCGCUACGCCUGGCGCAGGCGCUGGUUCGUGCUGCGGCGGGGCCGCCUGAGCGGCGACCGCGACGUCCUGGAGUACUACCGCAGCCAGCGCGCCCGCAAGCCCAUCCGCGCCAUCGACCUCAGCGAGUGCGCCGUCUGGAAGCACGCGGGCCCGGGCUUCCUUCGUAAGGAAUUCCAGAACCAUUUCGUGUUCGUUGUCAAGACUGCAUCUCGCACGUUCUAUCUGGUGGCCAAGACGGAGGAGGAAAUGCAGGUGUGGGUGCACAGCAUCAGUCAGGUGUGCAACCUCGGCCACCUGGAUGACAUAGCAGAUUCUGUGGAGAGCGGCUCUCGCGCGCCUUUCUGCGUGCAGCCCUCCGCCGCCAGCUCCCUUCACACCGCCCCUGCUGUCAGCUCCCUGCCAAGAGAUGACCCGAGCACUAGUACGGUAGCCACUGAGAAAACCGGAAGUGAGUCAGGGUUUCUCUUCCUUCCUGAUUAUCUGAUUCUGUCCAACUGCGAGACGGGAAGACUGCACCACGCCAGUGUCCCCACCAGAUGUGACAGCUGGUCAAACUCGGAGCGCUCCCUGGAACAGGCAUCCUUCGACGACGUUUUUGUGGACGGCCCGCAGCCACUGCCCUCCGGGAACCUGGCCUGCCCCUCACGCUCUGGGAACAGUUCUCAAGAGGCCCCUUCCACGAGGCCCCAGGCUGCCCUGAUCUGGACAAGAGAUGUCAAUGGCCCGUCCAGGGACCACUUUUCUUUACCAGUGCUGGAAACUUCCUUAAAUUCCACCGUCCAGCGAGAUCAAAACCAAGCUUCCUUGCCCUAUGGGGUAAAAGGACUAGAUGUUAUGUCCAACACGCCACCUCCCCGCCCCCCUAAGCCGAGCCAUCUCUCUGAACGGCGCCACGAGGAACAGCUCCCGUGUGGUGGGCCCAGUGGCAUCAAGAAGCCAGAAGGCACUGUGGUACCGAGAAGAAUCUCUCUCUCCGGUUUAGAUAACAUGAGAACCUGGAAAGGUGAUGUAGAAGGCCAAUCUUUAAGACACCGAGAUAAGCGGCUAAGUUUAAAUUUGCCGUGCAGGUUCUUCCCAAUGUCCCCUCCGGCUUCCACCAGCACUGAGGACAGCUACGUGCCCAUGGGCCCCCAGGCCAUCGCCUCUGCUCUCGGACCCCACUGCAGCCCUGACGACUAUAUCCCAAUGAGCUCAGGAAGCAUCUCCAGCCCAUUGCCUGAGCUCCCGGUGGACCUGGAGCCUCCCCCUGUGAAUAGAGAUCUCAAGCCUCAGAGGAAACCACGGUCACCUCCCCUGGACCUGAAAAGCCUCUCCACCAUCCGGGAACACACGUCUCUCACCAGAACCCACACUGUGCCUUGCAAUCGAACCAGCUUUCUCUCUCCAGAAAGAAAUGGUAUUAAUUCUGCAAGAUUUUUUGCCAAUUCUGUUUCCAGAGAAGAGGAACAAAGCUACAUGCAAAUGGAGGAGCACGGAGAAGCCAACUUGCUGAGCAGUGGAGCCCUGACGUGGACGAGGAAAUUCAGCCUGGAUUAUUUAGCCCUGGACUUCAACUCAGCGUCACCAGCCCCUGUGCAGCAGAAACUCCUCUUCUCAGAGGAGCAGAGAGUAGACUACGUGCAAGUGGACGAGCAGAAGACGCAAGCUCUGCAGAGCACAAAGCAGGAGUGGACGGACGAGAGGCAGUCCAAAGCGUGACGGCGCUGGGCUGCGGGCAGGGGCUCUGAGGGGGGCCGGCCCUCGUCAGCGGCCGCGCUCGCCCCUGCCGAGCCUCAGGCCGGUGCGCCGGGACGUAGACAGCUCCAUCCCGGCAGGGUGGGAGCCACCAAAGCAAAAGAGGCGUCAGAAAUCUUCUCCAGUGGAGCCUUUGACGUGCAGAUUGGAGCCAACGGGAUGACAUCUUUUGACUCCAGCGCCUGAAGUCUCGACCUCUGUCCUGUGCUUCCGCUGGAAUCAUGAAUGAUCCGAGGAGAGACGCGCCUGGACACCAUCUUGUCCCCACCCCUGAGGACACAGUGCAAGACACCAAGCCUAGGGAUGGUGGCAGGAAGACAAUGCGAGUGACAGGAGCAUUGAGUCCCGAGGUCCGGCAUGAGCCUAUCAGAUGACCCCGGUGGCUCUAGGGACAUCGUUGUGCUUAAGCAGCCGCCUGUGGCCGGGUGUCCCUUUGCUGUUGGCCUUUUCCCGGCAUGCUUUCACACGCACCGUCUCAUCUCUUCCCCUCAAAGACCUCGGAAGCUAGGCUUGGCGGCGAUCACUGCUCCCACUUCGAGGAAAACAAUACCAAGAACCAGAGAAGGGAACGCUUGGCCCAGGAUGACUCAUGGAGCGAGACAGCGAGUCCGGCUCCUUCCGCCAUCUCAUGCUGCCUCAGUCACUUAGGGUAACUUCGGAGACGCGUGCAGGCACGGGAUGACUCAUCAUCUCCUCUCCCUUUCAUAGGAUUUUGAGCAGGCGCUUUUCCACUUGAAAGGUAUGCCUGUCGAGCCAGGGUUUCUUUGUGUGGUGUCCAAACGGGGCACUCUAGCGUAAUCAGCAGUUACCAUUAGACACACCUCCCGACAAUCAGUGUGAAAUCCAUGCUUGGUUCACAUGGUCCCCUUGCCAUGUGUGUCCCAUGAGCUGGCUAGUGCUGGCAGAAGAACCUUUGCCACCCCGGGGAAAGCUAUCCCUGGCCACACUGUGCUGGACUCAAGCGUCUGAGUGAUUGUUAUGACCCAAAAAACAACAACAAACAAACCAACCAAAAACCGGUGACUUCAAGUCUCGGGUUUCCCGGCUAAUGUUUCCCUUCUGCUUUAGUGGUGACUAGCUCUGGAGCGUGCACACGUUCCCACCAUGCAAUGAGGGCAUCUUGUCACCCCUUCCUUCCUGGGGCACUGGGGUUCAGGGGACCCAGACGACAGGCUCGAUUGGGCACGGAGUUUUACUUAAUGCCCCUACCUGAUCCUUCUGAGCACCUGCAGCCAGAAGACAAAUCUGAACAACUGGGUAGUCGGCAGGUUCUGGCCCACUGCUCGGCCACGGUGUCUCAUAUACGGGGAUGGAUCACGUAGGCGGGCAGGUCUGCGGCAGCCAGGGUUAGGCAGGGCAACUGUAGGCUUUGCUGCAGGGUUUCAGGGUCUCGAACUGCUCCGAAGGUAAGUGCCAAAAUCUUGGUUUUUCAGACCAGAAAAGAAGUAAUUUUGAUGUUCAAAGCAGCACGGUCUGGUGACAUCGUUUUCUUCCCAGAGCAAGACGGGGGGCAAUUGCCAAGGGCUUGGACUAAGUUAAGAGUCCUUAGUGAGCCUGGGUGGAGCCACGAGAGGGCCCCCUGAGCCCACGGCCGGCUCCCCGGCCAGAGCCUGUAAGGAGCUGCCUUCUUCCUUCUGUGACCUGCAAGGAGUCACAGAGCCUCAGGCAGGAAUCCAGGGCUACGGACUGCCAGUUCCCAUAGACGGUGGCUUCCCUAUGUGUGGGCCACCUGUGUUUAGGUCACUGAUUGCCUGACCAAGGCCAGUGCAGAAAAACUGUUCGUCCAAGUGUCAAGUACCUCAGCAGGUUGAGGAUAGAUUGGAAUAGUAAAGGCAGCUGAAAUUUUGUCGGCAGUGAAAUGUCAUCCAGUUGACCCAAAAACAAAAAUCUGUUUCUACAAAACGUUUCCAGGGACAUACUUACUGCACGAAACAAUAGACACUUGAGCAGUGUGACUUGUUUGGAAGUGAUUAGGGAUUUAAAAAAAUAUGACUUCGCCAGGGCGUAUAGGAUUAUGUCUUGGGUGUAUGGGAUUCCCAGGGUGUAUGGGAUUAUGUCUUGCUUUGACAAAACUGCUAAUGGAUGGCUACACAAAGGCAUAAUGAUUCAGGGACACAAAAUACAGGUAGUUUUGAGCUGACGGCAGCAUAUGCUCCUGAGAAAGGCACCGUAAAUCACAACGAUGCCGGCCAAAUCUUGUUUUCCGGCAGAGGUAAUCCACGUGUAAUGGAGGGCUAUGAUUCUGAUGGGGUCUGAGGGAUUUUUGGUUUUUUUUUACCAGAAAUGAUCCCAGAUACCACUCCAAGUCAAGUACACAUGGCAUGUCUGUACACUGCGCAGAGUACACCUUUCUAGAAGAUCUGGGAAUCAACAGGACAGUGCAGCAAUUAAUCUCGCAUUAUUUUCUGUAGCUCCUUUUUGCUCCGUUUCCUUCCGUCUCCUUUCAUUAGGAAAUACUUCCAGAUCAGGGGUUUUGUCAUGCAGAAAGGGGGACCGAAGGGUCUCAAGCCUAAGUCCACAGGCCCAGGAACGUUGGGAGUUAAGCUUUCCUUGGGGAGGGAGGAGCCCUGAGGCCCAGCACACAGCCUGGCUACAAGCGCAUGGUGUGACCCUGGGGACUCAGUGUCCAGGCCACUUCACCACGCAGCAAGCAGCAGCUGAGUCGUGGCCGUUGGGUCCGGGUCGAGACUGAUGGCUCCCCUUAGGCCUGGCUUCCCCCCUCUCAAGGCCUCCUCCUCGGGCCCCGUUCAAACCACCUUUGUAUCCACAACCGUGCAGAUGUUUAACAAUUCACUACGCUUUU
Molecule: messenger RNA, 4650 nt
Organism: Balaenoptera acutorostrata (minke whale)
Lineage: Eukaryota; Metazoa; Chordata; Mammalia; Artiodactyla; Balaenopteridae
Gene: GAB3
Product: GRB2 associated binding protein 3
Exons: 10
Coding region: 48-1811 (587 amino acids)
Source: RefSeq, a predicted model, not a curated record